UUCUUUUUUUGUUUUCUUUUCUUUGUUCAUAUUUCAUGUCUAGUACUUGAGGUAACUAUCAAUUUUACUAAGAUCAAUCAACACAAACAUCCAACUUCAAUAGUACUUUGACAGAUACAUGGCUCAACAGGAAGAAGGUUGGCCCCUAGGAUUGCAGCCCCUGAAUGCGAGAGUUGGGCUGGCUAGAAACCAUGACUACUCAGGAUCAAUAUCAUUCAACACUAUAGUCACUGGUUUUCCAACUUCCUCUACAGAUUCCUCUUCAGACUUGGCCACAGAGGUCAUACUGGGUCUUUUUUUCCAUGACAAGAGCAUUACACUUGGGAGCGUAAUUGGUGUUUCUAGCAUCUUGGAACUCUCCAAAAUAUCUGUAAGAGAAAGGAAAGCUGAAGCAACAAGAGAAAAAAGGAGCAACAUUAACAGAUCAAAAGUUUGGCUCUUUUCUUUAUGCUCAAGGGAUGAUACUGAUGCUGAUCAGAAUGUUAAUGCAGACAAUGCUCCAUCACUUGGCCACUUCCUGGCGGAGGAAAGAAGAGCUGCUAGUGACUAUAGAAGGAGCCUGAGUCCUACAGUCCAUGGACCUGUUGAGCUUGCCCUGACUCAGCCUAAUAUGGAAUCAAUCUCAUGUCAUGGUGCAGAUGCUGAGAAUAGAAAGAAUGCCAGAUUAGAUAAUGAUGAUCACAGUUAUGGAGUUCCAGUGCUGCUUUCAUGCAUGUGUGGGCAACCCUCCCUCUAA
Messenger RNA from Durio zibethinus, 736 nucleotides. NCBI's taxonomy places the organism in Eukaryota, Viridiplantae, Streptophyta, Magnoliopsida, Malvales, Malvaceae. The record is from RefSeq and is a predicted model, not a curated record.